This is a messenger RNA of Synchytrium microbalum, 1992 nucleotides long. RefSeq lists its product as uncharacterized. The coding region runs from base 1 to 1992 and encodes 663 amino acids. Gene Ontology annotation, molecular function: copper ion binding; oxidoreductase activity. NCBI's taxonomy places the organism in Eukaryota, Fungi, Chytridiomycota, Chytridiomycetes, Synchytriales, Synchytriaceae. The transcript has 10 exons. The record is from RefSeq and is a predicted model, not a curated record.
AUGAGACCCAAUUUAAUAUGGGCUUCGCUGCUAGGAACUCUAUUCUUCAACUCUGUUAGUGCUAAUGGGCCUUCCUGGAGGGACGAUGAUUCGAAAAACACGAAUGUCGGCAAGUUCUCAAACAACCACCACGAAGGAGACUACGGACAUCAAGAGGACAACCAUCAAGAUCCAUUACACCUUGUCGGCUCAAACAUUGUACCUGCAGUAGUCAGCAACAAUGUCCGUCACGUAACUCUUACAGUGUCGUAUGGAAAAGUCUCGCCAGACGGUUUCUUGGUUGAUGGUAUAUUGGUCAAUGGACAGUUCCCAGCCCCUGCUAUUGUGGCUUAUGAAGGCGAGACUCUACAAGUAACGGUGGUCAAUAGACUUGGGAGCGGUAAGCCUACUACUAUGCACUGGCAUGGCCUCUUCCAAAACGGAACUCAAAUCAACGAUGGAGUCAGUUUCGUUACUCAAUGUCCUAUUGUGGACGGUCAUCAAUACACCUAUACGAUGUACUUGAAGCAAAGUGGAACAUUUUGGUACCAUUCUCACUACAGGACCCAGUAUGGAGAAGGACAACGUGGAGCAAUCGUCAUCUUGCCUAAAACUUACAGCAAAGUACAAAAAGGCAGUCACGAUGCUCUUAUUACUUUAUCAGAUUGGUACCAUGGCAAUGGUGACGUUCUCUUCAACAACCUCUUUAAUCUCUCAAGCCCCAUUAACGGAAUCCCACCCACCCCGGACUCUGUUUUGAUCAACGGUCGUGGUCAAGGAAACUGUAGCUCUCUAGUGGCUGCUAAUCUUGAGCCAAACACCACUGUCUGUGGAAGUGAUCUGUAUUCUACGUUGGAUUUUGCCUCAGACAAGAAAUACUGGGUGCGAGUUAUCAACAUGGCUGCGUUUUCUGGAUUUGUCUUCCAAAUUCCGGGUGUUAAACUUUACGUUGUUGAAACCGAUGGUGUUGAGACUGUGCCUACGCCAGUGGAUCAGAUCUUUAUUGAACCUGGACAACGUGUUUCAUUCGUCGUCGACGCCCACACUCUCUCCUCAGGACUCUUCACCAUGCAAGCCUUGACCCAGUUCCGUUUUGCUUUCCCUGACGUCAGUUUGAAAGCGAUUAACCUUGGAUACAUCCGAGUUGAUGGCUCAAACACACCAGCAAUCCAAGUUCCAGUCAAUGCCAAUGACACCUUGCAACUAUAUGGAUCUGGUUUCGUGCAAAACGUCAACAAGACUGUCGUCGGUUGGGCUCCUCCAACUGAAGGAAGUGUUCCAGAAAUCACGGACAUGACUCCAAGCACGAGGCUCUUGUAUGAAUUCCAAUUUGCAAACGACAAUGCUACCGGACAGCGAUACAACUUUGCUUCAGUCUACCAAUACAUUGAUGACGAAAUAGUUGGUCUAUUUGGUGGAUCUACAUGGAACCCCGACAACGUCACUGCGCUCGAAUAUGCAGUAGCUGGUGCUAAAAGCAACAACCUUGUCUCCCCUACUAACAAGGCAAACUUCCCAAGAGGGUGGAAUGCUAUUGCGACUCCUGGUGGAGAUGUAGUUGAAUUAACUUGGAUCAAUAUCCUCGCACCAAUUCCAAUCGAUCACCCGCUUCAUUUACACGGACACAACUUUUGGGUCGUGGGAUCCGGUAACUUACAAGUCGAUGCUACAGGACAGACAAUAUUGCCCACUCUUGCCGAUAUCGAAUCUGGUAUCACGAAUUUGACCAAGGGUGCAACAAACACACCACUUCGAGAUGUAGCUACCGUCAAUGGAGGUACAUGGCUAACUGUACGAUAUGUUGCCAACAACCCAGGAGUCUGGGCUUCCCACUGUCACUUCGACUGGCAUUUGAAUUUGGGGUUCGCAGUCUACCUAGUUGAGGCCCAAGAAAAAUUGGCUGACCUGGAGUUCCCACAUGCUUGGAAACAAGUUUGUGCUGAUGCUCGUGCACAAGGCGUCAUGCCAUUAGGAAACACGACCAGAAUCGGUGUGAAUGUUACGACAUUCUAG